UCGCCAUGUAUCGCUCCGCUCGGAACCUGCAGCGCUUCAACGCGAAUCUGUGGAAGCUCUGGGCCGUUCAGAGAUCCAGCACCGUCCGGACCAUCAGCCCAGCGGCCUGCGUGCUGCACAACCCGCUCAGAAUGGCCAGUUCAGAGUCCUACCGGAUCGAGAGAGACACAUUUGGGGAGCUCAAAGUUCCUUCUGAUAAAUAUUAUGGAGCUCAAACUGUCAGAUCCACCAUGAACUUCAAGAUCGGAGGAGUGACUGAGAGAAUGCCAGUUCAGGUGAUAAAAGCCUUUGGUAUUCUGAAGAAAGCUGCUGCAGAAGUGAAUAAAGAUUACGGUUUGGACCCAAAGAUCGCUGACGCCAUUGUGAAAGCUGCAGAUGAGGUGGCUGCUGGGAAACUGGACGAUCAUUUCCCGCUGGUGGUUUGGCAAACGGGAUCCGGAACUCAAACCAACAUGAACGUGAAUGAAGUGAUCAGCAACAGAGCCAUCGAGAUACUGGGAGGAGAACUGGGCAGCAAAGACCCCGUUCACCCCAAUGACCACGUUAACAAGAGCCAGAGUUCCAAUGACACGUUCCCCACCGCCAUGCACAUCGCUGCAGCUACAGAAGUUCACCAGGUUCUUCUUCCGGGUCUUCAGACGCUGCACGAUGCGCUCGCUGUUAAAGCGGAAGCGUUCAAAGACAUCAUUAAGAUCGGCCGCACACACACACAGGACGCUGUGCCGCUCUCGCUCGGACAGGAGUUUGGUGGUUAUGUUCAGCAGGUGAAAUACAGUAUUGCGAGGGUGAAAGCUGCGAUGCCGCGUGUGUAUGAAUUGGCAGCAGGUGGCACGGCAGUGGGCACUGGACUGAACACACGCAUUGGAUUCGCUGAGAAAGUGGCUGAUAAAGUCUCGGCACUCACAGGUCUGCCGUUCGUCACUGCGCCCAAUAAGUUUGAGGCUCUGGCGGCCCAUGAUGCUCUGGUGGAGUUGAGCGGCGCUCUGAACACUGUCGCUGUGAGCACGAUGAAGAUCGCCAACGACAUCCGCUUCCUGGGAUCUGGACCUCGAUCCGGUCUCGGUGAGCUGAUCCUGCCUGAGAACGAACCCGGAUCCAGUAUCAUGCCAGGUAAGGUGAACCCCACGCAGUGUGAGGCUAUAACUAUGGUGGCCGCUCAGGUGAUGGGGAAUCAUGUGGCCGUGACUAUCGGAGGAAGUAAUGGACACUUUGAACUCAACGUUUUCAAGCCAAUGAUUAUUAAGAAUGUUUUGCACUCUGCCCGGCUGCUGGGCGACGCCUCCGUGUCCUUCUCUAAUAACUGUGUUGUUGGAAUUGAAGCGAACACGGAGAGAAUCAGCAAACUGAUGAAUGAAUCGCUGAUGUUGGUCACCGCGCUCAAUCCUCAUAUAGGUUAUGAUAAAGCCGCCACUAUUGCAAAGACGGCGCAUAAAGAGGGCUCGACUCUUAAAGCGACAGCCAUCAAGCUGGGUUACCUGACUGAGGAGCAGUUCGAGCAGUGGGUGCGACCGCAGGACAUGCUGGGACCCAAAUAGACUGUAAACACACCACAGCACUCCUGGAUACAAUAAAACACACGUUUGUUGACAUGCAGCGUCGUCCCUUUGUGUCCUUGAUAAAUUCACUCAAUGUCUGAAGUGUCUUCUGUCGUCACUCUUUCAAUGAUUGAUCAGAAAAGUUCCUUUUGAAAGUGCUGAACAGUUCAACAGUAUCGGACUCUUAAAUGGGACAUUAAAAGUUGACCAUGUUUUGGAUCACUACUUUAAAGAAUGUGAAAUGUCAGAAUAAGGUAGGUUAGGUUUACACACACUUUGUUAUUAUUUGGUGGCAUCAUUGACUUUAAAUAGUUUAACUUGGGUCAAAUGUUUUGGGUUUCCUUCCACAAGCUUCUCCCAAUAAGCUGGAAUUGUGUCCUGUUCCUCCAGACAGAACUGCUGUAACUGAGUCCGGUUUGUCAAGUCCCAUUGCUCACACACACUUUAUCAGGUCUGUCCACAAAUGUUCAAUCGGAUUGAGGUCAGGACUUUGUGAUGCCGCUCCAGCAGCUUGACUUUGUGUCCUUAAGCCACAACUCUGGAGGUGUGCUUGGGGUCAGUGUCCAUUUGGAAGACCCAUUUGUGACCGAGCUUUAACUUCCUGUCUGAUGUCUUGAGAUGUUGCUUCAAUAUAUCCACAUCAUUUAAUGCAUCUAUUUAGUGAAGUGCACCCGUCCCUCCUGCAGCACCCCCACAACAUGAUGCUGCACCCCCAUGCUUCACAGUUGGGAUGCUGUUCUUCAGCUUUCAAGCCUCAUAACGAUGAUCAUUAUGGCCAAACAGUUCAAUAUGUGUUUCAUCAGACCAGAGGACAUUUCCCCAAAAGUCAGAUCUUUGUCCCCAUGUGCACUUGCAAACUGUAUUCUGGCUUGUUUAUGGUGGUUUUGGAGCAGCGGCUUCUUCCUUGCUGAGCACCUUUCAGGUGAUGUCCAUAUAGGACUGGUUUUGCUGUGGAUCUAGAUACUCGUCCACCUGUUUCCUCCAGCAUCUUCACAAGGUCCUUUGCUGUUGUUCUGGGAUUGAUUUGCACUUUUCACACAAACUACGUUCAUCUCUAGGAGACAGAAUGCGUCUCCUUCCUGAGUGGUGUGAUGACUGUGUGGUCACAUGGUGUUUAUACUUGUGUACUAUUGUUUGUACAGAUGAACGUGGCGCCUUCAGGAGUUUGGAAAUUGCUCCCAAGGAUGAACCAGACUCGUGGAGGUCCACAAUUGUUUUUAUGAGGUCUUGGCUGAUUCCUUUAGAUUUUCCCAUGAUGUCAAGCAAAGAGGCACAGAGUUUGAAGGCUUUAAAAUACAUCCACAGGUACACCUCUAAUUCAGCACACCUCCUAUCAGAAGCUAAUUGGCUAAAGGUUUGACAUCAUGUUCUGGAAUGUUCCAAGCUGCUUAAAGGCACAGUUAACUUAGUGUAUGUAAACUUCUGACCCACUGGAAUUGUGUUAUAGUCAAUUAAAAGUGACAGAAUCAGUCUGUAAACCAUUGAUGGAAAAAUUACUCAUAUCAUGCACAAAGUAGACGUCCUAAACGACUCGCCAAAACUAUAGUGUGCUAAUAUGAAAUCUGUGGAGUGGUUAAAAAAUGAGUUGAAAUACUUCAAACUAAGUGUUAUAACCUUCUGUAUAAACUGAACAUUUAAUAUGUAAAAUAAUGUUCCUGUGUGUUAUAUGAUGAUACCAACAUUUCAGUGUGAAUGACAACAUUUACAAAUUCACAGCAACUUAUCUGUCAUCCUCCUGUUCUUACCUACUUUUAUGUUUCUAAUUUUCUCUGAUAUUUCUUUCAUGGAUGGUUGCAUACGUUUGGUUGCUCAUCACUUGAUUAUAUAACUAUAAACCAUUGUCAACCGGUCUGAUUUUUGUAAUUAAUUUGAAUGUGUCAGUGUUAGCUAAGAAAUUAACGUAUUAGUGGUCCUAAAAAUAGGCUUCAUUUUCAUUAUACAGUAGAUGUAACUUUUUUAACGGUUGAUUUUUGGGGUGAAAUAUGACCGAUAGAUGUUCUUGGCGGGUUUUGUGAGAUUCACCCGUCUGUCCAUAAGGUCUUUAUUAAAGCAGAAUGCCUGGAUGACAUCACUCCAGAUGAUCCCUACAGAGGGAACACCACCAGCUGGUCUUCCUGAAGUCAAAUGCUGGCAUUUCACCCGCUCUUCUGUUUCCUGAUGCUCAUGUCAUUACUGAAAGCCUGUAUGAGUUGAUUCCUGGUGUGCCUCAGGGCUCAGUGUUAGGGCCGUUCAUAUUGAUUCACACUGGACCAGCAGGAGUCGCGGUGACAUAUGGUCACAAUAGGAGAAAUGCUCCUGCAGAAGAUGACGGAGGUGAGUGUUCACAGGGGUGUGUGGUUGCCUAGCGACGCAGGUGUUUGUGCAGGAGACGUGAGGUGUGACAUAUGGCAUCUCUGCAGGGUCGGGAUCUCGCUGUCUGUGCAUGAUAAUGUUUGCUUUUUAUUAGUGUGCAAUGAGAUAACAUUACUGUAUGUGACCUACCUGAUUAGGAUGUGUGUGUAUUGACAUACAUACUGUAUACAAUAUAGUGUAUAUAUAGAGAGAGAGAGAGAGAAAGAAAGAGUGAGAGACUAUGGGGUAAGUUGUCACAAUGGCUGAAUCUACUGUAAGCAACUAUAUGGUUUUGAGACAUAAUCCAA
Xyrauchen texanus (razorback sucker) is the source of this 4174-nucleotide messenger RNA. Its product is annotated as fumarate hydratase, mitochondrial-like. Gene Ontology annotation, molecular function: fumarate hydratase activity. NCBI's taxonomy places the organism in Eukaryota, Metazoa, Chordata, Actinopteri, Cypriniformes, Catostomidae. Gene Ontology annotation, cellular component: tricarboxylic acid cycle heteromeric enzyme complex; mitochondrion. Gene Ontology annotation, biological process: tricarboxylic acid cycle; malate metabolic process; fumarate metabolic process. The transcript is spliced from 10 exons. The coding region runs from base 6 to 1535 and encodes 509 amino acids. The record is from RefSeq and is a predicted model, not a curated record.